Carlito syrichta (Philippine tarsier) is the source of this 1102-nucleotide messenger RNA. RefSeq names its product gamma-aminobutyric acid receptor subunit gamma-1. Gene Ontology annotation, cellular component: GABA-A receptor complex; postsynapse; synapse. The record is from RefSeq and is a predicted model, not a curated record. Gene Ontology annotation, biological process: chloride transport; signal transduction; regulation of postsynaptic membrane potential. The coding region runs from base 125 to 1102 and encodes 325 amino acids. NCBI's taxonomy places the organism in Eukaryota, Metazoa, Chordata, Mammalia, Primates, Tarsiidae. Gene Ontology annotation, molecular function: transmitter-gated monoatomic ion channel activity involved in regulation of postsynaptic membrane potential; GABA-gated chloride ion channel activity; inhibitory extracellular ligand-gated monoatomic ion channel activity. The transcript is spliced from 7 exons.
UCCCUGCUCUAUUCCGCUGGGAGUCGCAUCCUACCUGGUCGGGAGGUGUAUUGCCGUCCACACUCCCUUUUCUACUCACCCUAACUCGGCUGCUGCUGAGGUGGGAGGAAAAGUCUUGUCUUGGAUGGAGCUAGUACCGCACGUAGGAAAAGCGAUCCCGAUGGAUUCUUGGAAAGCUUUCCUCUUCUCCCCUUUCCUCCUGUGGAGCCAAAGUAGAGGAGUGAGGUUGCUGUUCUUGCUCCUGAUCUUGCAUCUGGGAAACUGUAUUGAUAAAGCAGAUGAUGAAGAUGAUGAAGAUUUAACAGUAAACAAAACUUGGGUCUUGGCUCCAAAAAUUCAUGAAGGAGAUAUCACACAAAUUCUCAAUUCGUUGCUUCAAGGCUAUGACAAUAAACUUCGUCCAGAUAUAGGAGUGAGGCCCACAGUGAUUGAAACUGAUGUUUAUGUAAACAGUAUUGGACCAGUGGAUCCCAUAAAUAUGGAAUAUACAAUAGAUAUCAUUUUUGCCCAAACCUGGUUUGACAGUCGUUUAAAAUUCAAUAGUACCAUGAAAGUGCUUAUGCUUAACAGUAAUAUGGUUGGAAAAAUUUGGAUUCCUGACACUUUCUUCAGAAACUCAAGAAAAUCUGAUGCUCACUGGAUAACAACUCCUAAUCGUCUGCUUCGAAUUUGGAAUGAUGGACGUGUUCUAUAUACUCUAAGAUUGACAAUAAAUGCAGAAUGUUAUCUCCAGCUUCACAACUUUCCUAUGGAUGAACAUUCCUGUCCAUUGGAGUUUUCAAGCUAUGGAUACCCUAAAAAUGAAAUUGAAUAUAAGUGGAAAAAGCCCUCUGUGGAAGUGGCUGAUCCUAAAUACUGGAGAUUAUAUCAGUUUGCAUUUGUGGGGUUACGGAACUCAACUGAAAUCUCUCACACAAUCUCUGGGGAUUAUGUCAUCAUGACAAUUUUUUUUGAUCUGAGCAGACGAAUGGGAUAUUUCACUAUUCAGACCUACAUUCCAUGCAUUCUGACAGUUGUUCUUUCUUGGGUGUCUUUUUGGAUAAAUAAAGAUGCAGUCCCUGCAAGAACAUCACUGGGUAUGACAUGUAAUAUUAUGCUAUAG